GGGGAAAACCUAAACAAAAAAAAAAAAAAUGAGUUUGAGGUUAUCCUGUUGUUUUGUUGUUUAUUAUAAUCGUAAAGUUCAAAAAAUAACAUGGUUUGUGACAAAUGCGAGAAAAAGCUCGGUCGUGUGAUCACUCCGGACCCUUGGAAGACUGGAGCGCGGAAUACAGUGGAAUCUGGUGGCAGGAAAGUUGGUGAAAACAAAGCUUUGACUGCGAAAAAAGGUCGAUACAAUCCAUACACUUCUAAGUUUCAGGAGUGCAAGAUCUGCCGAACGAAGGUCCAUCAAGUAGGCUCCCACUACUGCCAAGCAUGUGCUUAUAAAAAGGGCAUAUGUGCCAUGUGUGGAAAAAAGAUAUUGGACACUAAGAACUAUAGACAGAGCUCCACGUAAACUCAAAGUUCUUAAGUAUUUUAACUCUUAUUUUUUAAUGUUAGAGAAUAAUUUGUGAGUAUGAUGAUGGAUUUGUUAAUGUGAAAAGAAGGUUAACAUCAGGUUCCGAUGUUACGCUAACUUUUAAGAUAGUUGUCUUUUUGUUCAAGUAUCCAGUUUAACGUCAAUUGUCUGGCCUAUUUGAUCCCACUGCUGGGCAAAGGCGUCCCCUUAUUCUACAUUGUUUGUAUAGAAAUGAACUGAAGCCUAAUUUAUUUGAUUAGGAUGUCCAAAAAGCAUCAUAUCUUUUUGUACAGAAUGUCAUAUUUAUAUUUUCUAAUCUUAUUGUAACUGUUUGGCAGAAAUAUACUUAUUUUUGUUACAAUAAUUAAAUAUCAACAUGUUUUAAGCUAUUAACAUUUGAUAAGUAUUAACUGAUAAUAGGAGUUUUGAUAUCAAUGAAUCAUUAUUAAAGCACAUAAUAACGGUUUCUUACCGCAUUUAAAUGGGGAUAUGAGACCCCGAUAUUUCGACACUUGCAAGUGCCAUGAUCACGGGACUUGCAACAGUGUUGAAAUAUUGGGAGUCUCAUAUCCCCAUUUAAAAGCGGUAAGAACCCGUUAUUAUGUGCUUUAAUUAUGAUAAUAACCGCGUAAACUUAAAACAAUGUAUCAAUGAAUCAUUGUUACUUAACGUUUGCACAAAUCUGUCAAUAAUAUAAUAAUGUUGGAAAAAUAAAUAUUCCCAUAAUUAAGUAUUCUAUUUAAAUAGUAAUGUUGUAAGAAUUGUAUAUGUAUAAGGUGAUAAACACCGUAACUUAGACAUUUUGUACAUAUUCAAUAACAGAUUUGUUAUGUAGUCAGGAUAGUGUUUAUUUUUUGUGUCUAGGGAGCUCACCACCUAUCACGUUGGUCUAACAGAAAGCUCGGUGAGGUGUGGGUACUUAGUUCAUCUUGCGAUAGAUGUACCUCUAACUAACCUAUGUUGUGUAGAGUUUAUUUGGGUAUAUAAGUUAUUUUGUAAUAUUAUACUUUUUUCAAAGUGAUUGCAAAUCUGGGAAUCCCUUGGUUAUGCCUACUUUUAAAUUUUUUAAACCCCUAGUUCAUCCUUGUGUACCUACCGUUCAAAACUACCCUGCCUAAGUACCUAAUUAUAGUUCAGUUAUCCUCCUAAGGCCCACGGCCCUACUAGUAGUACUAAUCCCAUUGUUUAACUAUUGUGUCUGGAAAUCCGGGCCUUAGGAGGAUAAGAAAAUAUUGAAAAUACAAUGAAUAAUAAAGAAUAUUAUUUAAUUAA
Messenger RNA from Pectinophora gossypiella (pink bollworm), 1668 nucleotides. Its product is annotated as cysteine-rich PDZ-binding protein. Bases 91 to 393 code for a protein of 100 amino acids. Gene Ontology annotation, molecular function: microtubule binding; PDZ domain binding. Gene Ontology annotation, cellular component: dendrite. Gene Ontology annotation, biological process: cytoplasmic microtubule organization. The transcript is spliced from 2 exons. The record is from RefSeq and is a predicted model, not a curated record. Lineage: Eukaryota; Metazoa; Arthropoda; Insecta; Lepidoptera; Gelechiidae.